AAGGUCUCACGGCCGGGGGGGUACUGUUUGUGAAUGGCUUCAAAGUGACUGAGAUGUGGAAUGAUGUAUAAUGUUUUAUCGGCACUUUAGCAGAUUUUGCUUUUAUUUGAUGUGACAUUCUCCAGGACUGGAUUGUAACGGGGAAACGAUGUCGGACGCCGAAAGUGCUCGCAGUCCAGACCAGCUGAAUAAAUUCGAGAAACUGACAGGCAGGCCGCCGCUCGAUGAGACGUUAGCAGGUCAUCGUACUCCCCCCGCCCGCAGUGGGCAUCGCUGUGUUGCUGACAACACUAACCUGUAUGUAUUCGGAGGGUACAACCCCGAUUAUGAUGAGUCAGGAGGCUCAGAGAAUGAAGACUAUCCACUGUUCAGGGAGCUCUGGAGGUACCACUUUGCCACAGGCUGCUGGCAGCAGAUUCGAACAGAGGGCUAUAUGCCCACAGAGCUGGCGUCUAUGUCAGCUGUUCUGCAUGGCAACAACCUCCUGGUGUUUGGCGGUACUGGGAUCCCCUUUGGUGAAAAUAAUGGCAAUGAUGUACAUGUUUGUAAUGUGAAGUACAAGCGAUGGUCACUGCUUAACUGUCGGGGGAAGAAGCCCAACAGAAUCUAUGGACAGGCGAUGGUUAUCAUAAACGGUUUCUUGUACGUGUUUGGAGGGACAACAGGUUACAUCUACAGCACAGACCUGCACAGGCUGGACCUGACCACCAGGGAGUGGAUCCACCUUAAGCCCAAUAACCCUCCUGAUGACCUGCCUGAGGAACGGUACAGGCAUGAAAUAGCACAUGACGGACAGAGGAUUUACAUUCUGGGAGGAGGAACCUCCUGGACAUCAUACCCUCUGGACAAGAUACAUGCUUACAAUCUGGAGACCAAUUCCUGGGAGGAGAUUACAACUAAACCUCAUGACAAAAUAGGGUAUCCUGCUCCCAGGAGAUGCCAUAGCUGUGUACAAAUACGAAAUGGUGAGAAUUUACCAUAUGUAUUUAUUUGUGGAGGCUACAAUGGGGAAUUGAUAUUAGCUGAUCUGUGGAAGAUCAACCUGCAGACUUUCCAGUGGAAUAAACUACCAGCAGUGAUGCCUGAGCCGGCCUACUUCCACUGUGCUGCUGUCACGCCAACUGGCUGCAUGUACAUCCAUGGGGGUGUGGUGAACAUCCAUGAGAACAAGAGAACUGGCUCUCUGUUUAAGAUCUGGCUGGCUGUGCCCAGCCUGCUGGAGCUAUGCUGGGAGAAGCUCCUCAAGGCCUUUCCACACCUGGCUUCACUCCCCACCAUGCAGCUACUCAACCUGGGCCUCACACAGGAACUCAUUGAACGCUUGAAAUAGGCCGCACAGUGGCGGACGGACAAAUGAAUGGAUGGGAAGGGAAGGGCUGAACUGGGAGGAGAAGAGGUCUGACAGAGCACAGAAUUUAAUUCACAGGAAAAUGCCCUCUCCCUCCCCUGCCUAACGUAGCCCCGCCUUAAAACCAAAAACAAUGGGAUGCCUCUUGUUUUGGGUUGUUGUUUUUUUUUUUUGUUUUUUUUUUGCAGUUUCAGUGAUAAAGAACAUAAAUGUGGAAUGUUUUAUGGAUUUUACUCAAACCCCCCCAUCACCAUUGUUUCUUACGUGAUGCCUUUGUGUCAAGCUUAAUAUGAAUAUCUGCCCGCUUAUCCCCCAAACUGACACCCGGAAAUACUUUAUUUUGCCAUGUAAUGUUUUCAGAACUAUCCUCUCCCAUUUUUAAGAAAUCGGCCUUCUCUAGUACUUUUAAGAAUUCUGUGCAAAGGAAGAAUGCAUGUGUAUUUAUUUGAAGGACUAAAUCAGUUUUUCAGGGGGUAUUCUCAUCACCUGAGAUUGCUGUUUGCACACUUUGUCUUGCAUAUUUAUGGACAUCUACUUUUUUUUUUUAAUAGAUCCUAUAAGCAAAGUACUGUUCUCAGUCUAAAAAGUGUCAGUGGUUUUGCCAAAGGACCAUGUUGGUGGUGUUGCAUAUUUUAGCCAGUUUAACUCAAAACUCAUAAUUUAUUACUGCAGACAUGCUGUAAUCUUUUUGCAACAUUCCAGCCUUUUAUGUGAGUUUUCUCCCUAGGGUAUAAAAAUCUCCCACAAGCUUGAAACUGGCUUGAAUUAGAGAUAAUCACUGAUUUUCAUGUGUUUUUAUUGUUAUGUUAUCCUGCAUAACUUUGACAUAAACUAAAGCAUACAUGGUGUUAAUUGCGAGGGAUUACCAUUCUUAAAUUAAGUCUUUCCCGAGUUUUUAUACUGUGUGUCUGCCCUAACUAAGUUAUGGUAUGUCUUUAAAAUGGUCAUGAGUAAUUUGUGGUAAACUGGCUAAAACAUGCAGAAACACUGAUGCUCUUCAUUGGUGCGUGAAGAAAAGGUUCACUGCUGGUUAUGCUCAUGUCUGAGCCCUUGUAUCUCAUGUAAUUUCCAUUAUACAUUGUUACAGCCUAGUCUGGAAAACCACCUGCAAAAAAAAAAAAAAUGAAAGGAUGGUGGGUAUCUUCAAAAUGAUUUAAUUUCUAUCCUGUUUGCUUGCAGCUAUCAUUUGUAAAAAAACAAAAAACAAACAUGCAACACAUCACUGUGAAUUUGGUGCUCUUUAAAAUUAAUUUUAAAUGCUUUUAUUUGAAUAAAGACUUAAUUCUGUUCUGACAUUUACUCCCUCUCUGUUGGUGACACAAAAUGUUUUGCAUAUGGAAUUUAGUAGCAGGCUUAAACAAAUGUUUGUUUAUACUGCAGUGCCUUUUUCAAACUUUUAAUGAGAUUGAAAUUUCACAAAUACAGGCAGUAUAACAUCUUUGCAUGUUGAGACAAAGGAUCUCUGUUGAAAUUAGUUUAAGUUAACAUUUGUACCAUUUUAAACAAGCCAUUACAUAAAAUCACCCAACAUCUUGGUGGCAAACGCACAAUUGUGUAUUAUGUUUCAACGAUGCAGAAGUUUUAUAUUCUGUUCCUGUUAAUGGCCAGACACUAGACUCCAGGACAGGAUGCAGCAUAUUUUGGAUAUUAAUCCUAAAAGGUACUUAUUCAGCGUGUCAUGUUAAUGUGUUAAAUACAGUGUUUGUUUAAUGAAUUUUAACUGAUGCCAAAUAAUGUUGCUCCUUGAAGAAAGAGUGAUUAUGAUGAGGAAUGAGAGGUUAGUCGAGACCCAGGGUGGAAUGUUGCUCGAUGGUUUGAUCUGCCUGCACCCUUUUUGUUCUGCAUAAUAAAACUACUUUAUGCAUGACACCAUGACCUACCUUUUAAAUUAACAUCAAUCCUUCACUUUGGGACGUAGUUUAAGGUGACCACUAAAAUGUUGUACAGUAGGCUUGUAUGAAUGUUGUGUUGGAGUUCUGUCAAUAAAAAUUGUUCUGUAAAUA
Messenger RNA from Micropterus salmoides (largemouth bass), 3351 nucleotides. RefSeq names its product kelch domain containing 10 (gene klhdc10). Gene Ontology annotation, biological process: positive regulation of stress-activated MAPK cascade. Gene Ontology annotation, molecular function: protein binding. The record is from RefSeq and is a predicted model, not a curated record. The coding region runs from base 149 to 1330 and encodes 393 amino acids. NCBI's taxonomy places the organism in Eukaryota, Metazoa, Chordata, Actinopteri, Centrarchiformes, Centrarchidae. The transcript has 9 exons.